AGAACCUGAUUCUGAAUGACCCGGACUUCCAGCACGAGGACUUGAAUUUCCUCACCCGCAGCCAGCGCUACGAGGUGGCCGUUAGGAAGAGUGCCAACAUGGUGAAGAAGAUGCGGGAGUUCGGCAUCGCGGACCCCGAGGAGAUCAUGUGGUUUAAAAAAAUACAUUUGGUCAAUUUUGUGGAACCUGUGGGCCUCAAUUUCUCCAUGUUUAUUCCUACCUUGCUGAAUCAGGGCACCACUGCUCAGCAGGAGAAAUGGCUGCUUUCAUCCCGAGGACUCCAGAUAAUUGGCACCUACGCCCAGACGGAAAUGGGCCACGUUUUGUGCACCGAGGGCGGCCUGAGCCUCUGGAUCUCCACUUGGGCAUGUUCUUGCCCACUUUACUCCACCAGGCAACCAUGGAGCAGCAGGAACGCUUCUUCAUUCCCGCUUGGAACUUGGAGAUCAUUGGCACUUAUGCCCAGACAGAGAUGGGCCAUGGAACUCAUCUCCGAGGCUUGGAAACCACAGCCACUUACGACCCUGAAACUCAAGAGUUCAUUCUCAACAGCCCUACUGUGACCUCCAUCAAGUGGUGGCCUGGUGGACUUGGAAAGACCUCGAAUCACGCAAUAGUUCUUGCCCAACUCAUCACUAAGGGGAAGUGCUAUGGGUUACACGCCUUCAUCGUACCCAUUCGUGAAAUUGGGACACAUAAGCCUUUGCCAGGUAUUACCGUGGGAGACAUCGGGCCCAAAUUUGGCUAUGAUGAGAUGGACAACGGCUACCUGAAGAUGGACAAUUACCGUAUUCCUAGAGAAAACAUGCUGAUGAAGUACGCCCAGGUGAAGCCUGAUGGCACAUACGUGAAGCCUGUGAGUAACAAGCUGACCUACGGGACCAUGGUGUUUGUGAGGUCGUUCCUCGUGGGAGAAGCCGCUCGGUCCCUGUCCAAGGCCUGCACAAUUGCUAUCCGGUAUAGCGCUGUGAGGCACCAGUCUGAAAUCAAGCCAGGUGAACCAGAACCACAGAUUUUGGAUUUUCAGACCCAGCAGUAUAAACUCUUCCCACUCCUGGCCACUGCCUAUGCCUUCCAGUUUGUGGGCGCAUACGUGAAGGAGACCUACCAUCGGAUUAAUGAGGGUAUUGGCCAAGGGGAUCUGAGUGAACUGCCCGAGCUCCACGCCCUCGUCGCUGGCCUGAAGGCUUUCACCUCCUGGACAACGAAUGCCGCUAUCGAAGCCUGUCGGAUGGCGUGCGGUGGGCACGGCUACUCUCACUGCAGCGGCCUUCCGAAUAUCUACGUCACGUUUACCCCCACCUGCACCUUUGAGGGCGAGAACACCGUCAUGAUGCUGCAGACGGCGAGGUUCCUGAUGAAAAGUUACGACCAGGUGCACUCAGGGAAGCUGGUGGGCGGCAUGGUGUCGUACCUGAAUGACCUGCCCGCUCAGCGCAUCCAGCCGCGGCAGGUGGCGGUGUGGCCGACUGUGGUGGACAUCGACAGCCCUGACAGCCUGAUGGAAGCGUACAAGCUUCGUGCAGCCAGAUUGGUAGAAAUUGCUGCAAAAAACCUUCAAAAUGAAACAAUUCAGAGAGAAAGCAAGGAGGUAGCAUGGAACCUAACCUCCGUGGACCUUGUUCGAGCCAGCGAGGCACAUUGCCACUAUGUGGCAGUUAAGCUCUUCUCAGAAAAACUCCUCAAAAUUCAAGAUAAAUCUGUCCACGCUGUCUUAAGGAAUUUAUGUCUCUUGUAUUGUCUCUAUGGAAUCAGUCAGAAGGCAGGGGAUUUUCUUCAGGGAAGCAUCAUGACAGCGUCUCAAAUUACCCAAGUAAAUCAGCGCAUAAAGGAGUUGCUGACUGCAAUUCGCCCAGACGCUGUUGCUCUGGUGGACGCAUUUGAUUUUCAGGAUGUGACACUCGGCUCUGUGCUUGGCCGUUAUGAUGGGAACGUGUAUGAAAAUUUGUUUGAGUGGGCCAAGAAAUCCCCACUGAACAAAUCAGAGGUCCACGAGUCUUACUACAAGUACCUGAAGCCACUGCAGUCCAAGCUCUGAAGGGUCGUGGGGACAAGUUCCACUCGCUCCAGGAAGCAGCUAGACUCAUCACCCCUUAACACUUGUCAUGCAAAUCUGCUUGGAAUCUUUACCAAACUCGGAGAGCUGUAGAGCAAAUGAUAAAUUGAGCCCUUUCCUCUUUUGAUAAAUGAAGAAGAAAAAUGAACAGAUUUCAGAGAUUAAAUGAAAAAAAAAAAAACCAGAUGUGUUUGAAGUGCACUUAACAUGGCAAGAGGCCUGUCAAGCCCCAGAAAGAGCUUUAAGAGAUACAGCGUGACUUCCAUCUGUAGUGCUGCUGAUCCCCGUAGGCCAUGACCUUGGAUAAUUCGUAGAAUUUAACUACUGAGUAGUUAAUUAUUUUCACCUCUUAAGCGCUAAUCACUGGGUAUAUAAGUGUUUUUAAGCAAAGGUAUUUUAUAUGGGGGGUAAAGCCCUUCCCACCUUUUCUGCUAAACGUCCUACCACUCCUGCCGUGGGCCCUGGCUCAGCAGCAGGACUGAAGAGAAGGGAUUUGGGGAAAGACGCGAAUCAGGAAACUUAAGUGCGAGUGAAAUGUGUGCCUGGCACACUGACACGACUCCAGCUGUUCGCCCCUCUUUGCCGACCUGUUGCUCCCACCUCUGUUCAUGGUAGCAUCUUCCUGGCACGCGGAGCUCUUCAGCACGGGCCUCGCCUAGGGUCACUGUCCCAUGUCAUUAGAAAUCAGUCUUCCAUUUGAGGGAUCCCUAAGUCAUCGGUGUGGUGGCACAACAGCUCGCUUUGUCCCAGACUUCUCGGGAAAGGGCAGGAAGCAAAAUUAUCAGCAGUUUUGACCCUUGGCCACUGAUGGCAUCUCCAGCAGUGGCGAUUCAUCUCCGUCCCACUCCCUGUCCUGAACGAGAUGCUAAGAAAGGAAAAGGAGUCACAGCUCCUUAGUGGUAGGAGUACAGGGAGAGCUCUCUUAGUUGUGGUUACUGUGACUGUGGUGUCCCUAUCACUGGAUAUUUUGGAACAAUCCAGAUUUCUAUAUUCUGCCAUUGUCAUAAACCAUUUGAAUGCUUGGAGGUCACAGUGUCCGGCAGUGCAAAGGUAGACACUCAGGCCACCUCCUCUGCCCAGGAGUACCACAGAAAACUCCUGUGACAAACCAUGUCGUCUGGUUUGGGGAUAUAAAUCAUCGAAUCAAUAUAAUCAUCAAAACUAUGGCUAAUGGAUAAAUGCAAAUUUCACAGAAUGUCUUUCUUACUGUACAUGGGCUUUGUUUUCAGUCUGUUUCUAGGAGUUUGAAUUGUGAUAUUGUUCUUUGAGCUGAAAUCUAAUUUACACAAUCAUUCUACAUUUAAAGGUUAAACACAUACUUCCUAAUGAAGUUUUUUCUUAAAAUCGAAGUAAAACAGCAUCACUUGU
Messenger RNA from Lutra lutra (Eurasian river otter), 3424 nucleotides. It is a transcript of the gene ACOX1, whose product is annotated as acyl-CoA oxidase 1. Gene Ontology annotation, molecular function: FAD binding; fatty acid binding. Gene Ontology annotation, cellular component: peroxisome. Lineage: Eukaryota; Metazoa; Chordata; Mammalia; Carnivora; Mustelidae. The record is from RefSeq and is a predicted model, not a curated record. Gene Ontology annotation, biological process: lipid homeostasis; very long-chain fatty acid metabolic process; fatty acid beta-oxidation using acyl-CoA oxidase. Bases 257 to 2038 code for a protein of 593 amino acids. The transcript is spliced from 14 exons.